Molecule: messenger RNA, 2745 nt
Organism: Uloborus diversus
Lineage: Eukaryota; Metazoa; Arthropoda; Arachnida; Araneae; Uloboridae
Exons: 4
Coding region: 1-2745 (914 amino acids)
Molecular function (GO): nucleic acid binding
Source: RefSeq, a predicted model, not a curated record
AUGACACGUGCUGAAACAAGCCCUGACUUUAUAAACUCUGAUACAUACUUUCUUCCUCAUCAUGCUGUUAUCAAGAAUGAUAGUGUUUCUACAAAACUCAGAGUUGUUUUCGAUGGUUCAUGUAAGCCACCUGAUUCACAUUCCUUGAAUUCUAUCUUGGCUGUUGGUCAAACAGUGCAACCAGAUUUAUUUGCUAUUCUCAUGAGGUUUCGUAUGAAUAGAAUAGCAUUUUCAGCAGAUAUUCAACAGAUGUAUCGGCAAAUUCUUGUUGAUUUUGCGGAUCAAGAUCUACAGAGAAUUGUUUGGAGGGAGUCGGAGAGUUCUCCAAUUAGUGAAUUUCGAUUAUGUACUCUUACCUAUGGUACUUCAGCAGCACCAUUUUUAGCGACGCGAGUGUUGCAUCAAAUUGGUUUAGACAUUGAAAACGAAGAUCCUACUGUAUCAUCUAUAAUUAAGAAUUCUUCCUACAUUGAUGACUUAAUGUCAGGUUCAAAUUCGAACGAAGAAGCUAUUGCAACAAUCAAAACACUUUCUGAAGUUUUGGAAGCUAGAGGAUUUCAUUUGAGAAAAUGGCAUUCUAAUUCUCCACAAGUACUGUCUGAUUCUUUACCUACUUCACCCAAAGAAGUUCAAAAUUUAGAGAUUCAUCCAGAUGAGUGCUCUAAAGCUUUAGGUCUCACGUGGGACUCCUUAAACGACUGCUUUGUUUUUAAAGUUAAUUUCAAAUUUGAAGGUAAUAUUACAAAACGAACAUUUUUAUCGCAAUCAGCUAAGUUAUUUGAUCCUCUUGGGUUUUUAUCACCAUGCACUAUUUCUAUCAAAAUAUUUUAUCAGCAGUUAUGGCUUUUGAAAUUGGACUGGGAUAGUCCUCUGCCUCAAGAACUUGCUACGAAAUGGAAGCUUUUCAAAGGAACUUUGAAAUGUGCUUAUGCUGCUGUCAUCUAUGCAGUGCAGCCUCGUUCUGAUGAGGUGUCAGAAGUAAUUAUUUUGACAUCUAAAAGCAAGGUUGCUCCACUGAAGUCUGUUUCAAUUCCCAGACUUGAAUUAAAUGGUGCUCUGUUACUAGCAAGAUUGUAUUCUUCGACAAAGAGCAUAUUUUCAGACUGUGAUAUCUCAUUCCAUGCAUGGACAGAUUCUCAAGUCGUUUUAACCUGGCUGUCGUCUCCUCCUCGUAAUUGGAAACCUUAUGUUUCUAACAGAACUUCUGAAAUUUUAGACUUAGUACCAGUUAAAAGUUGGUCGUUCGUCCCAACGAAGGAAAAUCCGGCAGACAUUGCGUCCGGGGGAUUAGCUCCUAAAUAUCUUCCGGAUUGCACAAUUUGGUGGAAAGGACCUUCGUGGCUAAAAUUAACUGAAGAAAGCUGGCCUAAACAACUACAUAGAGCUGAAAAUUCAGAAACUGUCUUGAAGGAGAAAAAGAACUUUAAAUUUAGUUUCAAUACUUCUGUUAAUUGUAGUAUCAUUGAUAACUUAUUUCAGAAAUUUUCUUCAUUUUCUAAAAUUAUUGAUAUAUUAGCAUUUUGUUUUAGGUUUAUCUCAAAUUGUAGAGUGAGAAAUCGUAAGCGAAAACCAGGUAUUUUGAGCAAUGAUAAACCAUUGCCACUGACUACAUCUGAAAGAAAGCAGGCAGGUAAAGUGGUAAUUUCUUAUAUUCAAUCUGCGUACUUUAGCGAUGAAAUUAAUUGCAUCAAGAAUGACAAGUCUCUACCAUGUAAAAGUUCAUUGCUAAGUUUAUGCCCAUUUAUUGAUAAAGAUGGCUUGCUUAGGGUGGGAGGAAGGUUGCAAAAUUCGCAGCUGCCUUUUAGUGCUAAACACCCAGUUAUUUUACCAGCUCAGCAUAAAAUUAGUUCAUUAUUAGUUAAACAUUUUCAUAUGUUACAUUUUCAUGCUAGUACUACUUUAUUACUAGGUAUUUUGCGCCAACAGUAUUGGAUUAUAGGUGCUAGAAAAAUUAUCAAAAAAUGUAUUCAUAACUGCGUUAUUUGUUGUAGAUAUAGAUUUUCUGUUUCAAAACAAAUAAUGGGUAAUCUUCCUGUAGAUAGAGUUACUCUUACUAAACCGUUUUCAGUGUGUGGGGUAGAUUAUGCUGGCCUAGUUAGUAUUUUGAAGCAUAGAGGUAGGGGUGCCAAAACUACUAAAGGUUACAUAGCGCUAUUUGUUUGUUUUGCCAUCAAGGCUCUACAUUUAGAGUUAGUUAGUGAUAUGACAUCUGAAACUUUUAUUGCUGCUUUGCGCAGAUUUUGUUCCCGAAGAGGAGCUCCAAAGCACAUCCAUUCUGAUAAUGGGGAUAUAGUCCUCAUAAGAGAGGAUAACGUUCCUCCUUCUAUUUGGCCUUUAGGUAAAAUAAUUGCUACCCAUUCAGGUAAGGAUGGUGUGUUUGGCUUUGGUAAGAAGAAAAAGAAGCGUUCCUCUGAAGUGUCCCGAGAAAAUUGUCCUCUUUGUGCGCAAAAGAAUGCCAAUCUGAAUGACUCAAGAUGCACAAUCGAAGUAUACGAGGAAAAGCAACGAAUGCUGCGUUCUGAAAGUGCACGAAAACAGCCUUCCUUUGAAGAAUUCCCAAUCAAACCACCUGUCGUCCAAGAAGAGGAAGUGAUUGUGGUUUGUAAAUGCACUCGCUGUCGAAGAGCUAGAGGCGAAGAUCCGCUGACCGUGGAACUGCUACCAAUGGAUGCACAAGUCACCCUUCAGAAUUCCAUACUGCAAAGUUCCCUGCAAGAUGCAGGCUUCAUGUGCGUUAUUAUUUGA